Messenger RNA from Ostreobium quekettii, 3977 nucleotides. Lineage: Eukaryota; Viridiplantae; Chlorophyta; Ulvophyceae; Bryopsidales; Ostreobiaceae. The record is from the annotation of a GenBank genome assembly.
CGAGGAGUCACGAAGACUGGGUGCCUGCCGCCGCCAAGAAGUUCGGCUUCAAGACCCUCCAUGGCGGUGCGCCCCCCCUGUUUCCGGUAGUGAAGAGAGAGCCGUUUGUCAAGACGGACCCAGGGAAGGAAGUCGUCAGAGCACCUUUCGGAGCAUUCAACCACGUGGCCGGAGUGUCCGCGGUCGCGGCCAGUCAGGGACCGAAGGAUGGGGAGCUUGCACUCGCCAACGGGGCCGGGGGGCUCCUGGGCGGGGCCGUCAAGCACGAAUGGCCGAAAGUUGUGCCAGGGGGGGCUGACGCCAACCAAUCUGCUGGGCAGCCGCUGGGCGCUUUGCCCUCCGCGCACCAUACGGAGAAUCUGCCACAUCACUCCUCCACUGUUGCAGUGCCCAAGCAGGAGCCUGAAUUGGGCCCAGCGGCCGGAGCUCAUUUGGGCGGUGCGAUCAAGGCCGAAAAUGUGCCUCCCUUAGCACCGAAGGCUGAACCUGGGGAGCCAACGGGCGCCCCGACCACAGAGUGUCUCCAGGGGACGCUGAAACCACCCAAGCACCCCUCAACCAGCCCGGCGUUGGUGGAGUUGGGAACGUUAAGGCUGCCCUUCAAGAUUUCUGGUGAACUCUCAAUCGAACACAUGGCAAGAAAGGUUUGGUAUGCGGACGGAACCAAAAUCCAAUCAUAUGGGGAUAUGUUGGCAAGGCACAGUGGCAAGCUCACAGUUUGGCACCUGCUGAGAGAAAAGCAGCUGGAACUGCUGCCCCUGCCAAGCCCACCUGAGUUUCGAAUCGAUGUGCCAGCAGAUGUUGCAGUGAAGGUGACUGUGGUGUACGCUGAUGGCCGGACACCUGCUGUCUCCUAUGGCGUGAAAGUGCCGCUCAAGAGUACUGCAGCUGAAGUGGCAUGGGCGCUACAACAGCAGCAUGACACUGGACUGAGAGCGGACGAAACCCUUUGGCUGUAUAGUGUGAGUUCAGGCUGCCUAUUCAGCGAUUCAUCGAUGGAGCUGCAUUUGGAGCAAACAGGUGCCAGCCCGGGUUUUAUUGCUUUCCAAGUGCCGGUGGAUGAAGCCAAGGGGUAUGUGUUGGUUCGUCAUGAAAACCCAAACGUUAGAAAGGAGGAUGGCGCGCUUGAGUGUGGUGAUGCAUUCUUUGGCACUCCAUUCCUCCUUCCACUGGAGAAGAGCGUUCUCAACGGAGGCAAGCAGGCCUGUGAAUUGAUCCGCAGGGCUGCACGACGUGCAUUGAAGCCUUAUGCAUCCGGCCACUCUCUGAACGACGUGAAGAUGAUCUUCAAGGGCUGUAACUCCAAAUCCAAACUGUUUCCCCAUUACCGAGAUGGACAUGAAACGUUGUGCAAGUUGGCCAAAGUGCCGGAGCCCAUUGCCACAAAUCAGGGGGAUACAAUUGGAUGCGAAGUCAAUUAUGCAACAAUGAUAUGGGAUCCGAGGAAUGUUGGGAUGGACUUCAAGUUGAAACUGUUCAAUUGCCCUUAUCAACACCACAGUUUGGCGGCUGUGGACGACACAGCCCUCAGAGCAGCUUGGAGGGACACGAAAAAAAAUGAUGACCUGCAACACCAAUUGGCGUGUUUACCAAUGUUGGCACUGGAGGAACUGACCCGCGCCGGCCUCUGCAGUGUCACUGUCAAAGAUGGUGAAAGGCGCAAUGUCCCUCCACUUGUUUACAUGUACCCUACCAUGGAAGUACAGUCUGCAGUCCAUGGGACAUUCAACAUAAAGGUUUAUAUUUGGCGGCAUGACAGAUCGCGUACCCUGUUCGCAAAAGGCACUGGCCUGGGAAAUGGCCACUUCAAGCUCCGAAAUACCCUCAAGGCAAUGCUCCUCAGUGUGCCCUCUGCAGCAGCAAUGUACCGCAGCCUGUUCGACUGGGAGGAAAACUGGCAUGACUGGCAUCGCUCCGUGAUUCAUAGCGACUCUCCUGCCCCAAUCCCAAGGUUGCUGGAACAAGUGGAGGCCGGGCCAAGGGAGGAGGUGGCACAACCCCCAGGCCUGGCCCUGCAGAUGCUGCCAUAUCAGAGACAGUCUCUCAAGUUUCUGAUAGACUGUGAGCAGCGAAGGGGAGGGUCCAGGGACUGGUUAUGGGUGCGCGUACAAGGCACCACCUGGUACUCACCGGUAUUCAACCUGCUUUUGCAUAAAAGCCCGCAUCGGUCCAGUGGAGGGUUUCUAGCCGAGGAAAUGGGACUUGGAAAGACGGUGGAAGUGCUGGCAUUGGUUCUGUCGAAUCCACUUGCCAGUGGUCUGCACCUGCCUCUACCCACACCACCUGCACUAUUCCGUUCACGUGGGACUGUUGUGAUCUGUCCAGUGUCCCUUGUGGGCCAGUGGCAUGACGAGAUUAUGGAGAAACUUUCUGGGACCUUGAAGGUAUACAUGUACCAUGGGGACCGCACAAGGCAACCAGAGAGGCUGGCGCAUUAUGACAUUGUGAUCACGACUUAUGAGACACUAGCGAGCGACUUUACCAACAACUGCAGAGCACUUUUGAGUGUUCACUGGCAUCGCCUCAUACUUGACGAAGGUCACAAUGUGAAGGACAUACACACAGGCAAGGCAAAGGCAUGCCAGGCCUUGAUCGCAACGCACAGAUGGGUGUGCACUGGGACGCCCAUCAACACACACACCAACGACCUAGCGGGUCAGUUUCAGGCGCUGCACAUGUUCCCGCUCGACAACUCAACGUGCUUCAAUGGUAACUUCAAGUGGGCCGACUGCUUGGCACGCCAGGGUACAAGUGACAUUGCCAAAUUGUCAUACGUGCUGUCAAAGUGCAUGGUGCGGCACACAAAGAAGCAGAUGUUUGGUGGCCGAAGCAUAUUGCAACUUCCUGAGAAGAAGGAAGAAUUCGUGCCAGUUGUUUUAGGUCCUAGUGAAGCAAAGACAUACAAGAAGGUACACCGUGAGGCAGCUGAACAAUUUGGUCUUGUCAAAACUCACAACCUCAACGUCAUGAGUGAAUACUUCAGGAUAAUGGCUCUCUUGCAACCCUUGAGGCGCAUGUGCAGUGGGGGCCAGUUGACGUCUCAGGAGCUUGCCAUCGGUGGCGUCUUCUCCUGGUUGACAGCACAUCCACAAGUACUGGCAAGCACAGAGCCGGUGGCCCCGGAUGGGACCGAGUGUCCCAUAUGCCUGGAUGAGGUGCAGCGGCCUGCAAAAACGCCGUGCCAGCACUGGUUCUGCCGCGACUGCAUUGACAACAUGCUGGCAGCCAUGGAGCUGCAUGCAUCAGGCUCUGGGCCAUUUGUGCCAAAGUGCCCCUCAUGCUGCCAGCCAUUCGCAAGAGGCCAACUGGUGGAUGGCAAACUCCACAGUGACAUCGUGCAGGAGGCCAGAUUGAAACAGGAGGCAGAGACUCCCACCGAUGCCUCAGGGGAGGUCUUUGCAUUCACCAGCAAGCUCGAUGCAGUUGUUUCCGAGCUAAAGAACAUGGUCAAGACCUGCUCGUCCCCCAAGUGUCUCAUAUUCAGCCAGUACACCGCCACGCUCAACGCCCUGACAGGCCCCCUCAGUGCCGCUGGCUUUGCCUACCGCACCAUCACGGGCUCGAUGCCAAUGAAGCGGCGCAAGGAGGCCAUCGCCGCCUUCCAAAAGGACCCGCCCACCACAGUCUUCCUGCUAUCCAUGAGGAGUGGCGGCAUGGGCAUCAACCUGACAGCUGCAUCCCAUGUCUUCAUUUUGGAGCCGCCCCUGAACCCUGCCUUGCAGGAGCAAGCCAUCGGAAGGGCCUGGCGCAUGGGGCAGCAGCGGCAGGUCACAGUGAAGAAGUUCUUUGUCAAGGGUUCCAUUGAAGAGAACAUUAUAAAGGUCGUGAAGGAGAAGGGGAUGAUGGGCGAACAACAAGAGAACACAAAAGCCUCUAAGCAUGCGGGAAAGCACGUUGUUGCUGGGUCGCUGAAGUCGGACAGGGCUGACAUGCGACUGGCGGAGUUCGAGACCCUGUUUGCAAAACCAGCUUUCUAG